This is a messenger RNA of Bufo gargarizans (Asiatic toad), 1942 nucleotides long. Its product is annotated as syntabulin-like. The record is from RefSeq and is a predicted model, not a curated record. Lineage: Eukaryota; Metazoa; Chordata; Amphibia; Anura; Bufonidae. The coding region runs from base 1 to 1929 and encodes 642 amino acids. The transcript has a single exon. Gene Ontology annotation, cellular component: cytoplasmic microtubule; vesicle. Gene Ontology annotation, biological process: synapse maturation; axonal transport of mitochondrion.
AUGGUACCUCUGCAAGACAGCAAGAAAAUGCAAGACAAAGAGAUUGCCCGCAGCCGCAUCCCCCGCCUGGUUCUGCGGCCUUACUUGCCAAAGCAAAAAGUUUCACCAUCUUCUGAGUCCCCAUUCUCAGAAGAAGACAGCAAAGACUUCAACUUGACCUCAAGUCGAUCUGCAAGGACCAUAAGUAACAACAGCUUCUGCUCGGAUGAUACAGGCUGCCCAAGUAGUCAGUCUGUGUCCCCAGUCAAGACACCCUCUGAUGCUGGCAUGAGCCCAAUGGGAUUCUGCACCAGAAGUGAGGAUGACUACAGCCACAAGAGAGUCAGUGUGGGAACUUUUGCAGAUGGAAUCGUUCAGCCGGCUCGAUACAAAAAGGAACUGAAGAGCGGUUUCCUGAAGACAGGAAGUGAAGCAGACUUCAGUUCUUCUAGCAGUACCGGCAGCAUAUCUGCUCCAGAGGUUCAUAUAAAUGCUGUGUCCGGAGGCAAGAAGACGUCAUUCUCGCGCAAUCGUGUCUCCCACGGACGAAGUCAUACAUGCUCCUCGACAAAGCCUGUGCACAGUCCCCCUAUCUCGCGUGAGAAGGAUCUUUUUUCAGUUCUCUGCAGAAACCAGACUACCCCAAUAAAUGUUCAUGAUGCCUACGGUGUGUCUUCUCCGAGCAGCAGUAACUCUGGGUCCUACAAGGGCAGCGAUACCAGCCCUACUCUACGACGUACCAUGAGAUAUGCAUCUUGUGGUGAUAACCACAGCAUCAAGCCGCCGUCUCCUGAACAAUAUCUGACCCCACUUCAGCAGAAGGAAGUCUCUAUACGGCACCUGAAAGCAAAGUUAAAGGAGUCACAGGGCACCCUGGAGGAAAGGGAAACAGAAAUAGAAGACCUUAAAUCUCAGCUCGCUCGCAUGAGAGAAGACUGGAUUGAAGAGGAAUGUCAUCAUGUGGAGGCCCAACUCGCCUUGAAAGAAGCCCGGAAGGAAAUCAGACAACUAAAGCAGUUCAUUGAGACCAUGAAAAACAGUUUAGCUGAGAAGGAUAAAGGAAUUCAGAAAUAUUUUAUAGACAUUAAUAUUCAAAACCGUAAGUUGGAGACUCUGCUGCGUAGUAUGGAGCUGGCUCAAGAUGGGGCAUUUAGAGAUGACUCGUGUUUGGACUACAUAUGUAAUUCUCCAGGGGCGUCUCUUACAGAAAGUGCCAUUUACGAUAAAAUGUCUGAUGCACUUCUAAUGGGAGACCAAGCAAUGGAGGAAAUGGCAGAUUGUGACCUCCUGAAUGAUGAUCUGGCAAACGGAGACUGUUUGUAUGAUGAUGUCAUCAUGGACACCAUGAGUGAUGGAAGUCUGACAAAUUUGAAUUCUACCACAUUACAGGGCAAGGACAGGGAGAAAUUAAAUUCCAAAUGGGCUCAAGGUUCAAGUUGGAUGGAACAGGCAAUCCAGACCGAUAUUGUUCCUUACAGCCUUGAUCUUGAAAAUAUCAUCCUGAAGAUCUUCAAAUCUCAUAAUGACAAGCUGAUUGAUCAGUCUUCUGUUUUGCAGGGGCUCCAAUUAAAGUGUUCUACUAACUUAAUAGAUUUGACCCCCGAUGAUCCAAAUUCUGCCAUACUUCUAUCCCAGGAUUCUCAGAACAAUGAUUCUCUUCUAAUUCCCAUGUCAAACCGUGCCAUGAAAGAACUUGAUUUUGAUGGACCUUCAGUUCAGCUGCCAAGUACAGACACGGCACAGACCUGUGUAGCCGAGAAACACUGGAGUGACCAUUUUUUGACCGACCUCCUGGCUGUGGCUGUGCCAGUAAUUCCUUCAGUUUUAUGGGCAUUCACUACCCAAAGAGGAAAUCCUGACCCGGUGUAUAACUUUGGUACGAUGAUGAGAGGUUGUUGCUUGAUGGCUUUACAUACUCUUCGGAAAACCUCAACCAACACUUAUAUUUAAUUCUUGAUGUUUU